GAUGGCGGCGGCGGGCCGGUGGCGGGCCGGGCUGGCGCUGCUGGCCGUGGCGCUGGCGCUCGGCGGGGCGGGGGCCGAGCAGACCGAGGAGCACCUCAAACGCGAGCACUCGCUGUCCAAACCGUACCAGGGUGUGGGCUCGGCCAGCUCGGGGCUGUGGGACCUGCUGGGCAACGCCAUGGUCAUGACCCAGUUCAUCCGCCUCACCCCCGACGUGCAGAGCAAGCAGGGAGCCGUGUGGAACCGAGUGCCCUGUUACCUGCGGGAUUGGGAGAUGCAGGUGCACUUCAAAAUCCACGGGCAAGGCAAGAAGAACCUGAACGGGGACGGUUUCGCCAUCUGGUACACCAAGGACAGGAUGCAGCCGGGACCUGUGUUUGGGAGCAAGGACAACUUCCUGGGGCUGGGAGUGUUCGUGGACACGUAUCCCAACGAGGAGAAGCAGCAGGAGGUGAGACCCUGA
Hirundo rustica (Barn swallow) is the source of this 463-nucleotide messenger RNA. RefSeq names its product lectin, mannose binding 2 like (gene LMAN2L). NCBI's taxonomy places the organism in Eukaryota, Metazoa, Chordata, Aves, Passeriformes, Hirundinidae. Gene Ontology annotation, cellular component: endoplasmic reticulum-Golgi intermediate compartment; COPII-coated ER to Golgi transport vesicle; Golgi membrane. The record is from RefSeq and is a predicted model, not a curated record. Gene Ontology annotation, biological process: endoplasmic reticulum organization; Golgi organization; endoplasmic reticulum to Golgi vesicle-mediated transport. The transcript is spliced from 4 exons. The coding region runs from base 2 to 463 and encodes 153 amino acids. Gene Ontology annotation, molecular function: D-mannose binding.